Cyclopterus lumpus (lumpfish) is the source of this 1933-nucleotide messenger RNA. RefSeq names its product vacuolar ATPase assembly factor VMA21 (gene vma21). Gene Ontology annotation, cellular component: endoplasmic reticulum membrane. Lineage: Eukaryota; Metazoa; Chordata; Actinopteri; Perciformes; Cyclopteridae. The transcript has 3 exons. Gene Ontology annotation, biological process: vacuolar proton-transporting V-type ATPase complex assembly. The record is from RefSeq and is a predicted model, not a curated record. Bases 162 to 467 code for a protein of 101 amino acids.
AAUUGAAGUCAAACCUGGUCACGUGACGACCCCGUGAUCCUAUGCGGAAGAAGGGAUUUGAGCUGCGGUGACAACACAACACAAACGGGGCAAACGCUAACAUUAAUAGGUUAUAUUUCCCGUUUUUUAAACUCGUAAUCUCCUCUCCGAUCAGCCCAGCAAUGGACGGAUCUGUCGGAGCGGCUUCGGACGCCGGACCUCCGGCUUAUUACAGAGGAAAUGAAAGCUCGCUGGUUUCAGCCCUCAAGACACUGUUGUUCUUCACUAUCCUGAUGGUGACGCUGCCCAUCGGGCUCUACUUCGCGACGAAGGCGUACGUCUUCGAGGGUUCAAUGAAGAUGUCAAGCUCCGACAGCUACUUCUAUGCAGCCAUUGUUGCAGUGCUCGCUGUGCAUGUGGUUUUGGCUUUGUUUGUUUAUGUGGCCUGGAACGAAGGCACACCUAAAGGGAAGGGCAAAGACGAUUAAGGCGUGUCCUUAUCAGCUCAGAAGACUGGAGGAGAUGGGCAGAUACAGGCACCACCAUGGGCUCCAGCACUAAACAAAGUACCAUCUUUACCCACCAGACAGUUAGGGGAUCUGGUUGUGUUCAUGCUUUAACACAAGGUUAAAGCAUGUAACUGCUCUAUUAUUUCCUUGCUUGGUGGAGAGGGCGGCCCCUAUUUUUAAGAGGCUUUGUUAUAAACUGUCUUUUAGCCAAAAGCUACAAGUCUCUUUACAGUUAAGAUUUUGUCGCGUCGGAAAACAUCUUGGGUUUUGGAUAAUGCGUUUUCACACACAGGCGUGCGCGCACACACACAGACACACACACACACACACACACACACACACACACACACACACACACUAUGUGCUUGUAAUGUUUAUGUGUAAAGAAUCUGAUUCAAAAAUGCUCUACAUCCAUUCUGUGAGAAUUUGCAGUGCUGAAUUGAUCAUUCUGUCCUCAAAUUUCAGUUCUUAUCUGCAUACAUUUAUUAAAGAUGACUUAACUUCAAUAUAAACUCAAUGUGCUUAACCUUCAUGUUGUAUUUUGGCGCAGAAAAUGUCAUGAUGUCCUGUCGUUAAUUAUCAAUGUGUGUAAUGUAGCUCUGACAUCUUGUGACUUUGAAUCAGAAAAUUAUUCAUCAAUUUGUAUUCAAAGGACUGGUUUGUACUCAAGGAUGUUUGGUGAUUUGAGGAUGUAUUCAGUGAAGUUGUGUGAUGCAGAGGAAAAGGUUCACUUGUUCAAAUAAACUUGAAAAUUUAACUUUUUAGUUUCAAAGGUUACAUAUUUUCCAAGCCUUUCUGCUUUUUUUUUUUUGUUAAGUCACUCAAAGACAAUGCAGAUUUUGAAUGUUUGUUAUUACUGACAUUACAGUAAUGAUACAAGCAUGUCGUGGUAUUCAGGUUUCUUAUAAGCUAGAUGUGAAAUUUAUAAUACAAGCAGUCUCAAGGCCGUCUGUAGUUCAUGCGGGACACAGGGACAUGAAGCCCACACGCUCAGAGUAGUCUGUUAUGUUCGUUUUAAGUAAAAAAAGAAUGUGAGAGAUGUGUAAAGACAAUCUUUUUUUCCCCACAUGUUAUUUCAAACAAGCACGCUACAUGUCCACCACUGUGCCUCUUCAAUCAACACAUUCAUGAGUUGAAUUUCUUUUUUUGGAAACGAUGAAUUGUGUCUGUAACUCAGCAGAAACAUCUGCCAAAUUAAUCAUGCUUCAUAAAGACAUAUGUAAAAGGAGCGAGGCUCGAGGAAAACAAAGAGCUGGAGUUUCUUGUGAAGGUCAUGAGGUCUGAGGCUUUCACAAACACAUGGUCCCUAUAUUGGUUGCUGGCUGACUUGCAGAUAAUUUAAUAUGCUAAUGCAAUUGGCUUUUUUUUUUGCGAUUAAACAAACAACCCAAAAUGUACCCGCAUGAUGCAAGGUGAAAUAAUUCAUAAAGAAUUGUAAAAACUUG